ACAGCGAGUUUCUUUUCGCCUUGAUUGACUGCUUAUGGAAGGAGGCUGGGCUCCACUCCACACUCAAGUCCCGCCUCGCGCGUGUUUCUUACUGGGAACUAAAGCUAUAAAAUGAAGCGUUUUAGCACGAUAACAGAGGCGCAGCGUGAAGUUAGAGUUCACCUAGUGAACUGCUGUACGGACACUUGAGACAGACUGAUGCUUUAACCAGCCAGCGCGCGGAGAGACGUCGCUGACCGGGUUUCUUGUCACUUCCAAGCCGAAAGUCCCUACAUCUAGUCGCCGGGUGAGGUACGGAGCAGAGCCAUGGCGGGGGACGGUUCGGACCAGCGAGCCCUGCAGUAUGAACAAACUUUGAUGUAUGGGCGUUACACCCAGGAACUUGGGGCGUACGCCAAAGAGGAGGCAGCCCGGCUGAGGGAGAGCGGGCAGAGGCGCAGCCGGACCCGGGACCUGCUGGAGUAUGACAAGGGACGCUGCGCCAAGUGCCGCAUUUGCACAGUUCGCUGCCAAAAAUUCCUGAUCUCACGAGUUGGAGAGGACUGGAUCUUCCUGAUCCUGCUUGGACUGGUGAUGGCCCUCGUCAGCUGGGUUGUAGACUUCUGCAUCGCUAUCUGCCUACAAGCACAGAAGUGGAUGUAUGGUGGUCUGGACAGUAACGUGUUUCUGCAGUACCUGGCCUGGGUCACCUACCCUGUGGUUCUGAUCACCUUCUCUGCCGGCUUCACUCAGAUCCUCGCUCCCCAGGCUGUUGGUUCAGGCAUUCCCGAAAUGAAGACCAUCUUGCGAGGGGUGGUGCUGAAGGAGUACCUGACUUUCAAAACAUUUGUGGCCAAAGUCAUCGGGCUCACCUGCGCCCUGGGCAGUGGCAUGCCUCUUGGCAAGGAGGGUCCCUUUGUGCACAUUGCCAGUUUGUGUGCUGCUCUGCUCAGCAAGUUUAUGUCUCUGUUUGGAGGAAUCUAUGAGAAUGAGUCGAGAAACAUCGAGAUGCUUGCGGCAGCCUGUGCGGUGGGAGUGGGCUGCUGCUUUGCUGCCCCUAUAGGAGGUGUGUUGUUCAGUAUUGAAGUAACAUCCACAUUCUUUGCUGUGCGGAACUACUGGAGAGGGUUCUUUGCAGCUACCUUCAGUGCCUUCAUCUUCAGAGUGCUGGCUGUCUGGAGCAGAGACGAAGAGACCAUCACAGCACUUUUCAAAACCCGUUUCCGUUUGGAUUUUCCCUUUGACCUUCAGGAGCUUCCUGCCUUCGCUGUCAUUGGUAUUGCCAGUGGAUUUGGUGGUGCUUUGUUCGUCUAUCUAAACCGACUGAUUGUCCAGUUCAUCAGGAAGCAAAAGACCAUCAACAAAUUCCUCAUGAAGAAGCGACUGCUGUAUCCAGCUCUGGUCACUUUACUGAUUUCAACACUGACAUUUCCUCCUGGAUUUGGACAGUUUAUGGCUGGAAAGUUGACUCAGGGGGAGUCUCUGGUGACUUUGUUGGACAACCGGACAUGGGCAAAACAGGGAAUUGCAGAGGAAUUUGACUAUAUUGGAAACUCCCAAGCCUGGAAACACCCACAAAUCAAUGUCUUCGUCACACUGGUCCUUUUCAUCAUCAUGAAGUUUUGGAUGUCAGCCUUGGCCACCACCAUCCCUGUGCCCUGUGGAGCUUUCAUGCCUGUGUUUGUCAUUGGAGCAGCGUUUGGUCGUCUGGUUGGAGAAUGCAUGGCAGCCUGGUUCCCAGAUGGCAUUCACUCUGAUGAGUCCAUUUAUCCCAUAGUGCCAGGAGGCUACGCUGUUGUGGGUGCUGCAGCCUUGUCGGGAGCGGUCACCCACACCGUUUCAACUGCGGUCAUUGUGUUUGAGCUGACUGGUCAGAUCUCCCACAUCCUGCCGGUGAUGAUAGCUGUUAUACUGGCCAACGCCGUGGCUCAAUCUUUGCAGCCGUCGCUCUACGACUCUAUUAUCAGGAUCAAGAAGCUGCCCUACCUCCCAGAGCUGGGCUGGGGUCACCAUGAGAAAUACAACAUCCGUGUGGAGGAUAUUAUGGUGCGGGAUGUACGAUACAUCACACUCAACUGCUGCUACCGAGACCUCCACAACGUCCUGAUGUCGGGACAUCUCAAGACUCUGGCUUUAGUGGAAUCCGCUGAGUCAAUGAUCCUGUUGGGCUCCAUAGAGCGUGCCCAGCUGCAGUCGCUGCUUUCCCAGCAGCUCAGUCGCAGCAGACGCAUGGAGUACAUCAGGGAACGAGCUGCAGCAGAGAAAAAACGCUUGUCUGAUGUGUCAAACAGCGAUAGCGAGGAUGGGCACCAGCGGGCCAGCCAGGAGGUCCGUUUCCAGAUUUCUACUGAGGAGUCCACCUUCAGUCCAACUCGUCCAGCUAGUCAGAAGCCUCUGAAACCUGCACUGAAAAGACCGUCUGUUAUGGAGAGACCCACUAAGCUUCCGACAAGCCCACAGGACCAUUCCGGCAUAGCGUUGAAGAGCCUGUUCUGCUCCAGUCCAGACGUAGAAGCUCUGGAGAAAAACAACAAUAUGGAGACCCCAGUGUCUCCUGAGCAAAGGAGGCCAUCCAAACGAGUCCGGAUAUCCGUCGUGGAUGAUGGAGAUGUGGAAGACGACAUGACACUUCGUGAGAUUGCAGAGUGGGAGGAGAGGCAGCUUGAUGAGCAAGUCGACUUCAACAACUGCAAGAUUGACCCCGCCCCUUUUCAGCUGGUGGAGCGCACUUCACUGCAUAAGACUCACACCAUUUUCUCCCUGCUGGGCCUCGACCACGCCUACGUCACCAGCAUCGGCCGUCUCAUCGGGGUGGUUUCCCUCAAGGAGCUACGCAAAGCCAUCGAGGGCUCUGUAACAGUAAAAGGCGUGAAGGUGCGACCUCCUCUGGCCAGCUUCAGGGACAGUGGGACCAGCAGCAGCGAGACGGAAGCAACAGAGCUCCAUAAGCUGUGGGACCGUCACAGGAACGUGUCGCUGCCAGGAGGACAACCCACAUCAGAGUCUGACGAGAAGUCCCAGUGAGGGACAGCUGAGGACAAAAAGGAAGAAGAGGUGCAGGUGGGGGAAGAGGAGGUGGAGGAUGCAUUGAGAUCUUCAAUCCCCAAAGCUACAAACAUGCAAAACUCCUCAGGGCUACAGAUCAUUAUUUAAAUAUAGAAAGUUCUCCUAUGCCGUUCUCUCUUCUCUCCACAUCUGCCACUCUACCUCCUCCAGCACCACCUCCUCGGCUUCUUUACUCACCCAGUGCUUCUUCCAGGAGCCUUGCAGUGGCCCAGCCAGACACUCCACAGGAAGUGUCCUGCUCUCCAUUUACCCUUGGGGUCCCACAGUGUAUCAUUUUUGUCAACUCCAAAGCUGGGACUGAGUUUUUUAAAAGGGAUUUGUUUUGUAGACUUUUUUUUUUUUUUUUUUUUUUUUUGCUUGUGUUUAGAGUUGGAAUCAAGGUUUGAAGAUGCAAAAUAUGUUGAGCACGUCUUCCAUUUGAGUCCUGAAAUUCAACAAGGAAGAAUACUGUAAUAUUUGUGUGUACGGGGAGUGUGAAUGUAUGAAAGGAGAAAAGUAUGUGCAUAAAAAGAAGGGCAGCAUAGACUCUUGUCAUAUAGAAUUUUUUAUACUGCCUUUAGAACAAAUUUCAGUCUUUAUUGUCCUCUGUGAUGAGGUUCAGUGUUGAUAAAUCAGGAGGUCUAGAAGAAUCAGUUUGUCUCACUACCAAGCAUUGAACUGAUAAAGGGACAAGUGAUGAAGUGGUUUGUUGUUUAUGUCUUUUCCUGUGCAUGCUCACCCCUCCACUGCGAGGUCUAGCGAUUAGGCCGAGUGCAGCCAGGCCUGUUGGCGCCAUAAUGUACACUCCCUUUAUUCUGUAGCUCUGGCCUCAAGUGACGUGAGGCUGAAACGCACACAAACACUUUGCAGCAGUGCACUCCGACUGUGGAUGUUCUCUGCUUAUUUAAAUCUGACUCUCAGAGUUUCUGAGAGGGUUAGGGAAGAGGAGGAGGACUGGAAUGCAGAAGGACAAGAAUUAAAUGGUUGUCUAGAAGAAAAAAAGCAGCUCUGGAUGCUUAUCAAUCUGAAUUUAAACUCUAUGUGAGCUGUUAUUAUAUCAUCUGAGACAAACCACACCUAUAUACUGGUACAAAACACUUAUAAAAUAUUCAUUGUCUGCUUAAAACCACUGACCGAAAUCUAUAAUGGACCAACAGGGAGUGAUUUAACUUGUUCAGUUGGACAAAAUAACUAGAGUUUAGCUGCUGCAUUAUUGUUAGACUACUGUUAGGCAUGAAUGUGUAACAGCACUGUUUUCUAAUUCCUGACAUGACAGAUAAAACUAAAUACCUUACAGUGAAUAAUUUAUGUCUUCCAUAGUUUCUUGUGUUCAUUAAGAGAAAACCCUUUCUUCCAGUUUCUCCCUCCUGUCAUAAACAUCUUAAACGCAUGCUUUAGGACCAGGCUAAGAUUUUUGCCACCAUUCUAUUGCCUUAG
Molecule: messenger RNA, 4461 nt
Organism: Gambusia affinis (western mosquitofish)
Lineage: Eukaryota; Metazoa; Chordata; Actinopteri; Cyprinodontiformes; Poeciliidae
Product: chloride channel protein 2-like
Exons: 24
Coding region: 307-3003 (898 amino acids)
Biological process (GO): chloride transport; transmembrane transport
Cellular component (GO): membrane
Molecular function (GO): voltage-gated chloride channel activity
Source: RefSeq, a predicted model, not a curated record